Molecule: messenger RNA, 1074 nt
Organism: Plasmodium relictum
Lineage: Eukaryota; Apicomplexa; Aconoidasida; Haemosporida; Plasmodiidae
Gene: GMD
Product: GDP-mannose 4,6-dehydratase, putative
Exons: 1
Coding region: 1-1074 (357 amino acids)
Biological process (GO): GDP-mannose metabolic process
Molecular function (GO): GDP-mannose 4,6-dehydratase activity
Source: RefSeq, a predicted model, not a curated record
AUGAUUGCACUAAUAUUUGGAAUAACAGGUCAAGAUGGUUCAUAUUUAAGUGAGCUUUUAUUAGAGAAGGGUUACGAAGUACAUGGAGUAAUAAGAAGAUGUAGUUCAUUUAAUACAAAAAGAAUUGAUCAUAUUUUUGAUAAGUUAAUUUUGCAUUAUGGUGAUGUAAUUGAUAGUAGUAGUAUAUGCUCAUUAAUAUCUGAAAUUAAACCGACUGAGAUUUAUAACUUAGCAGCCCAAAGUCAUGUGAAAGUUAGCUUUGAGCUACCUGAAUAUACAGCUGAUGUAACAGGUAUAGGAACUUUAAGAAUAUUAGAAGCAAUAAAAAUGUCAAAGAUAAAAAAUGUAAAAUUUUAUAAUGCAUCAACAUCAGAAUUAUUCGGUAAAGUAAAGAGUAUUCCUCAAAACGAAGAUACUCCUUUUUAUCCUGUUUCUCCUUAUGCUAUUGCUAAAUUAUAUUCACAUUAUAUAACAAUAAAUUAUAGAGAAUCAUACAAUAUGUUUUGUGUUAAUGGAAUUUUAUUUAAUCAUGAAAGUCCUAGAAGAGGAGAAACUUUUGUUACAAGAAAAAUAACCAGAGGAAUAGCAAGAAUUCGCAAAAAUUUACAGAAUUUUAUAACAUUGGGUAAUAUUGAUACAUAUAGAGAUUGGGGACAUGCAAAAGACUAUGUAUAUGCAAUGUAUUUGAUGCUACAGGAAAAUGAACCUCAAGAUUUUGUUAUUUGUUCUAGUGAAAAUCAUUCGGUUAGAGAAUUUUGUGAAAUUUCUUUUUCAUUUGUAGGCAUAUAUAUAAAAUGGAUUGGAGAAGGAAUUAACGAAGUAGGUAUAUGUCAAAAUAAUAAAAUAGUUAUUAAUAAAAGCAACAAAUAUUUUAGAAAAUGUGAAGUUAAUACAUUACUAGGUGAUUUCUCAAAAGCUAAAAAAAUUUUAAAAUGGGAGCCAACUUACAAUUUUACUCAACUUAUAUAUGAAAUGCUAAAAUAUGAUUUUGAAAAUUAUAAUAUACCUAUAGAUGAUUAUGAAACAUGCUUAAAAAGAUAUGAAAAUUAUAAAAAUACCAAAGUUUUAAAAUAG